AUGUCGGACGGACGGAAGGAGAGAGUGGCGGCGCGUGUGCAGCGCGUUGGAUGGGAGGAGGGAGGGAGAGGACGGGGAAGGCAGACUUUAUAUGGAGGAGGGCCCAGAGCGAGAGAGGGAGGGAAGCGAGUCGGCGUAUACAUUUGGGACGUGCAAAUCGGGGCGACAUCUGGCCAAUCGCGCGGCCCAACAAGGGUCGGGCGUUUCGAUAAGACGUUCACUAAUAUUUCCUGCCGCACCCUGCCUCAGCUCACCUCUUCUCAGUAUGAUGACCCUUCCCGACCGGAUCGCGCAUCCCUCUCGGACGCAUCACCCCCGCGAUCCAUUCCCAUUCAUCCCAGCUCGCUCACCCACGCCACGGCCAUUGGGGAAAUGCGCGUUGCCUGUCAUAAGACCCUUCCCUCCCGCGUCUCUGCCGUCAACGCCACCCUCUCCCAGCACGCCGUGCACGUUCAUGGGAACUCCCUGCCGCCGCUGCUGCUCCCUGCGCCGCAAGCACUCGCUCUUGUUGCACACACGUACGCGGGGUUGCCUCUUUCUCGCACCCGCCCAGGCCAGCCUGAACCUCAGGGCGCCACUGCGCAACUCAAUCGCGUCCCCGGUAUAGCACAGUCCAAGUCCAGGCUCAGUACCCCUUCCUUCGCGCUUCGCACCCCCUCCCUCGCCCCAAAUCAGCCUGCCCAGUCACCUGCCACACACGCGCACGAGCGCGCGCGGAACGAGCAGCCCGUUUGGCCAAUUCAGCGGCACCUGUCGCACCCAGAAGACCUCGCUCCGCAGAUUCACAUUCAUGAUUCAUGGUGUGGUUGCUGGGCAUGCGAAGCUCGAAGCUCGAACACCCGCGAUCCCGCUGCGAAGCCUACCCUAACAAUGCGCAAUGCGGCUUCCUUCCCAUCUUCAUCGUCCACAUCGUCCAGUUAA
Messenger RNA from Laetiporus sulphureus 93-53, 921 nucleotides. RefSeq lists its product as uncharacterized. The record is from RefSeq and is a predicted model, not a curated record. The transcript is spliced from 2 exons. The coding region runs from base 1 to 921 and encodes 306 amino acids. Lineage: Eukaryota; Fungi; Basidiomycota; Agaricomycetes; Polyporales; Laetiporaceae.